AAACAACGUUGACAUGGCUACACAUUUCGACAGCAAACUCACUCAUUUAGCUGUUACUUCUCCUCUAGAUUCAAAGACAGGCCGUUCUUCAUCGAGAAGGCAAAGACGGAACGUCACUUUAGCAGCCAAGUUUUCCCAAUCUCCAACAAAUGACACACAAGCUCAAGUCCAACCGUCCGAUCUCAGCCAGUUGAGCCAUCCACAAGCUGAAGAUGAAGUGUACGGGACUAUUCAGAGCCGCGAUGUGACGACAGACGAGAUUUACGAGCAACUUCAAAGGAUGAAAUUCGAACACAGAAAAACUCUUCGUCAGAUAGAAGCGGUUUAUAACAGAGCUCGUGGUCUAGCGGAUACUCAAACAAACUUGACGUACAGAGAGUCAGAAGAAAGAAUAGAAACAACAGAUGAAGAUGAACGUCAAGAGCCUGUGACUGCACUUGAAAACACGCAGCAAACAGGAGAUUGUGGGAAGGAGACAGAAUGUGAUGAAAGUGUUGGUUGUAGUGUAGAGAAUGGCUCAUCUGAUGGAACGGAUACGCCUUGGAUGGAUGACGACGAGGAGGCUGACUGGAGAACACUUCGAUGGAUGGCUGAAGAUAAACUCGUUGACAUGUCGCAAGAUCAUCAGCAAACGGAAGAGACAGAUAGAGAUGAGUCAUCUGGGACUGAGAGUUUAGAGGAAGACAAACAUCAACCAGAAGAGACAAGUGGAUUUAGCUCCCAAAUAGAUGAUGAAUCACCAAUUGUUAAGGCUGUGCAGGACAUGUGGCAGGAUUUCUCAGUAGAUGAUUAUCGGUUUGAGGAUGAUAAUAAAAGAAGUCAGUCUGAUGAAACCAAAUGGUUUCCUCAGAUCACCAUACCAGAGCCAUUUCAGAUGACAAUACGAGAGGAAACAAAAGCCCUUAAAACUGGAAAGAAGAAAUCAAAGGUGGCCGAAGAGCUGGAAGAGAAGCGGCUGCAAAAAGAAGCGGAAGAAGAAGCCGAACUAAGAAAGAAGUUCAAAGCACGGCCAAUGCCAGCGAGUGCAAUGGUUCCUCUAUAUGAAGAGAUGCAAGAGAGGGAUGAGAUGAGAAGAGCUCACAUGAAAGCAAUGAGCAGGCAACUUCUUCAAUCAACUGAAAAACCAUUUAGUUUUAUAAAGAGAGAACAAAAGAGAAAGCUGCAGCGUCGGCAAGCAGCUCUUCAAAAACUUGCAGAGAGUCAAGUGUGUCAUACAAGAGUAACGAAAGCCAGGCCUGUCCCUAAAGAAAUAUUUGAUCCUCACAUUGACGAGGAAAUUAAAGAAGAAGAAGAGUACAGGAGAAUACGGAUUAAAAUGAGAGCUGAAGAAAUGUUGGCAAAAGCCUCUCUGCCAUCCAGCAUGAAGGUAAAAGGCAGACACUAUACUGUGGGCAACCUUCGAUAUAACCUCUUGAAAAAUAGAGAAAAACAAGCUUUUCUAACUGAGGACCAUCGAUUUCAUCCAAAAGUCAAUCAGGCUGUGCCUGAUUUUGAUGAGCAGCGUGAAAAGUUUGAUCAAGAAAUGGCAGCUCUUAAACGGGAGAAUCAAACGACAACAGUGGAGCCGUUCUAUUUACGUACAGAAUUGAUACCAAGUCACAAGCAACGUGUGUUGAAUGACAUAGAACAAGACAAGGACACUCUUCCUGAAACGCGAUGGCCUUUUACUUUACCACGUAAACGAGUUCAUCUACACCCCGGAACGACGUAUAUUGCCUCACCAGAUAGUAUGAUCUCGAGGUCAACCAAAUCUUCUGAGUUGAGAGAGAACAGCACACGAAGCAGUCUGAAUGAAACUCAACUGAAAGAGAACAGAGAGAAGGCAGAAGAGUUGCAUCUUGCAGCCAAACAGAGAUUACUAGCGAAAGCAGUUGCUAAGAAGUCAAAGGUCAAUGAUCACAGAGACCACUUGAAACGAUCUUCAAGGCAAAAGCUGAUUGAAUUCUUAGAGAAUGACCAAGAGAGAAAGAUAGAAUACAGACGGGAACUAGAAGAGAUGGAGGAUCGUCUCAGUAGGAGACCAUUUCUAUUCGAACGAGAAUCUCAAAUCAAUGCUCGACGUGCAGCACAACUGAAAUACACAAGAGCACUGAGAAAUGCUGGACUAGACGACAGAACAAUUGACGAGCUUGAUGGAUACAAGGAUGACAGCCGACAGGCUUCAGUAGCUCUAGCAAGAGGAAGACGAUUAGAACAGGUUGAAGAUUAUCAUCAAGACAGUGACCAAGAUGACAGUGACUCAGCUUAAAAUAUAUAAUUCAUAAUAUUAGAAAUUUAUUAGAAGUAUAAUGUCGUGCUGAGUACGUAGUUCUUAUUACUGGUGUG
Messenger RNA from Corticium candelabrum, 2325 nucleotides. RefSeq names its product protein FAM161A-like. NCBI's taxonomy places the organism in Eukaryota, Metazoa, Porifera, Homoscleromorpha, Homosclerophorida, Plakinidae. Gene Ontology annotation, cellular component: cilium. The record is from RefSeq and is a predicted model, not a curated record. The transcript has a single exon. The coding region runs from base 14 to 2248 and encodes 744 amino acids. Gene Ontology annotation, biological process: cilium organization.